This is a messenger RNA of Morus notabilis, 1287 nucleotides long. Its product is annotated as caffeic acid 3-O-methyltransferase. Bases 122 to 1243 code for a protein of 373 amino acids. Lineage: Eukaryota; Viridiplantae; Streptophyta; Magnoliopsida; Rosales; Moraceae. The transcript has 4 exons. Gene Ontology annotation, biological process: methylation. Gene Ontology annotation, molecular function: S-adenosylmethionine-dependent methyltransferase activity; O-methyltransferase activity; protein dimerization activity. The record is from RefSeq and is a predicted model, not a curated record.
UAAUGCAGACAAAGUUGCUACAAUUUCGAACCAUAUAUAAUUCGUCGGCGGUGUUGGAGAUCAUUAUCAUAAAGUGUCUGUCAUAAACAACUAACACAGCUUCCCUUGCAAAUCUCAAGCAAUGGCGUCGCCAUUGGAACUGGGAAACACUCGAAAAGUCGUUGACGAUCAAAGAAAAGAAGAAGAACAAGAAGAACACUUCUUCUCCUACGCGAUGCAGCUAGCGACGUCGACCGUGCUGUCUAUGUCUCUACAAUCUGCAUUUGAGCUCGGAGUUUUCGACAUCAUAGCGAAAGCCGGUGAAGGAGCUAAGCUCUCAUCGGUGGAGAUCGCGGCUCACUUGCCCACCACCAACCCUGAGGCACCCAUUAUGCUUGAUCGCAUCCUCAGGCUGUUGGCGAGCCACUCUGUGCUCAAUUGCUCUUUGGAUGGUGAUAAUGGUGAUAUUGGGUCUAAUUUCCAAUGGCUCUACAGCCUAAGUCCUGUGUCCAAGUAUUUUGUGACGAAUGAAGAUGGCGUUUCCUUGGGCCCCUUCGUGGCAUUGGUACAAGACAAGGUCUCUUUCGAGAGUUGGCCCCAGCUAAAAAAUGCUGUUCUUGAAGGGGGAAUUCCGUUCAACAAGGUACAUGGAAUGCAUGCCUUCGAGUAUACGGGCGUGGACUCCAGAUUUAAUAGCGUUUUCAACGCGGCAAUGUACAAUCACACCACUAUUGUUAUUAAGAGCAUCCUCAAUCUUUACAAAGGUUUUGAGCAUCUUAAGCAACUAGUUGAUGUUGGUGGGAGUCUAGGGGUGACCCUUAAUCAAAUCAUCUCCAAAUAUCCACAUAUCAAGGGUAUUAACUUCGACUUGCCUCAUGUCAUAGGGCAGGCGCCAUCUUAUCCUGGUGUUGAACAUGUUGGCGGAGAUAUGUUCGAAAGUGUUCCAUGUGGGGAUGCCAUUUUUAUGAAGUGGAUACUUCAUGAUUGGACUGAUGAGCAUUGCUUGAAGUUACUAAAGAAUUGUUACGAAGCUAUUCCAGAUGAUGGAAAGGUUAUAGUUGUAGAGGCGAUUCUUCCGGUGUCAGGAACUAGUUCUGCUGCGAAGACCGCCUUCCAAUUUGAUGUGGGUAUGAUGACUCAAAACCCAGGAGGGAAGGAGAGGAGCCAACAAGAAUUUGUAGCUUUAGCAGUUGGUGCAGGAUUUAGUGGCAUUAGAUUUGAAUGUUUUGUCACUAACUAUUGGGUUAUGGAGUUUUUUAAGUAGACUAGUUACCCAUUACCAAAAUGUGCCUAUAUAAUUUAUCUUGA